Molecule: messenger RNA, 4127 nt
Organism: Daucus carota subsp. sativus
Lineage: Eukaryota; Viridiplantae; Streptophyta; Magnoliopsida; Apiales; Apiaceae
Exons: 19
Coding region: 1-4098 (1365 amino acids)
Cellular component (GO): cytoplasm
Molecular function (GO): protein binding
Source: RefSeq, a predicted model, not a curated record
AUGUCAUCAUCCUCAACAAGUCCGCGAUCAACCAGCGAGUCUGGCGAUUUCAUCCUCCCCUCCCCGCCCUCUCGCCACAACGGUGGGGCUGCGGACCUCAGCCCCACCGGUCUCCUCGCCUACGCCGCCUCCACCAGCGUAUCCAUCGUGGAUUCUCGCUCAAUGCAGCUCAUCUCUGUCAUCCCCAUCCCUCCUCCCCCCUCCACUCCCAUCUCCUCCUUCAUCACCUCUGUCCGCUGGUCCCCACAGCCUCUCCGCCGCGACAUCCUCGCGCAUGAUCCUUCCACCUCUCUGUCUCAUCUCCUCCUCGCGGCUGGUGAUCGCUACGGAGGCAUUGCACUCCUCGAUCUCCGCAUCAAGGCUCCUCUUUUUUUUCUCGAAACUCCUGAUUAUAUUCAUGCCAAUAAGCCUGGCAUUCAGGACCUUUGUUGGAUCCAGGCCCGCGUCGAUUCCUGGAUCCUCGCCUCUCUCUCCGGACCUUCUCUGCUUUCCCUCUACAACACGAGCACCGGGAGGUGUUUUUUCAAGUACGACGCAGCUCCUGAGCUCUUCGCUUGUGUGCGUCGUGAUCCGUUUGAUUCCAGGCAUUUCUGUGCUUUAGGCCUAAAAGGCUUCCUCUUGUCGGCAAAAGCUCAUAGUGAUGGCUCUGAAGAGGACAUUCAACUUAACGAGCUUCGUAUAAAUACAGAUUCUUCUGAAAUACAGAGGCUGGAGAAGGACGCCUACACGAAUCCUGCUGCAGCUAUGUCACCACCGCUUGCUAUUUUCCCAACUUAUGUUGCCAGAGUGGCCUUUUCGCCACACUGGAGGCAUAUUCUGUUCCUCACUUUCCCCAAAGAAUUGCUUGUGUUUGAUCUCAAGUAUGAGGUUGCAUUGUUUGUGACUUCGUUGCCUCGAGGUGUAGGGAAGUUUAUUGAUGUCUUGCCUGAUCCUAGCACCGAGUUGUUGCAUUGCGCUCAUCUUGAUGGCAAAUUCAGUACCUGGCGUCGAAAAGAAGGACAGCAGGUUCACACAAUGUGCAUGACGGAAGAAUUGAUGCCCUUGAUAGGUUCAUCUGUCCCCUCUCCGACUCUACUGGCGGUCACUCUCUCAUCAACAGAGUCCGUUAUGCAAAAUUUUGGCAAGCACUGUUCAAAUGUACUAAAUACAGUGCCGGUGUUGGAUAUCAAGCAUCAUUUUGAGGUUAAUGACAGCUCAAUCAUUAUCUGCAACACACAUUUGAUUGCAAUUUCUGAUGAUGGAAAAAUAUGGGAUUGGCUCCUAACUGCUGAAGGUAAUACAGAGUCUCUGAAAGAAAAAUUAAACUCAACCAACAUGUCAGAAGCCAACGAUGUAAAUGUUUCGCGGAGCAACAUUGAGGUUGCAUCUACUCAUGACUCUACACUUGUGCAUCCUGAAGAUACCAGAAGGUGCACUACCAGGUUUUCAAUCCACUGCGUUACUCAGGAAAAAAUUACGUUUAAGUGUUCAAUGCAGAUCAAUUUAGUUGGCCAGCUUCAUCUUCUUUCUUCCACUAUAACUGUGCUGGCUGUACCAACACCGUCUUUGACAGCAAUUGUGGCACGUGGCGGAAAUUAUCCAGCUGUUGCAGUUCCACUAGUUGCCUUGGGAUCUCAGAGUGGAACCAUUGAGGUCAUUGACGUCUCUGCAAAUUCUGUUGCCGCGAGUUUCUAUGUUCACAACAAUGUUGUCAGGGGACUAAGAUGGCUUGGAAAUUCGAGACUCGUCUCCUACUCUUAUACUCUGGCAAAUGAAAAAAGUGGAGGCUACAUUAAUAAACUUGUAGUGACCUCUCUGAAAAACGGCCAGAAUAGACCAUUUCGGGUUUUACAUAAGUCAGAGCGUGCACCAGUACGAGCUUUAAAGGCUUCAUCUUCGGGAAGGUUCCAUCAAUACUUAAACUCUUGCGCAUCUUCACAGGAACUUUUUCUUAUUGUAGUUAUGCUGAUAAAAUGCAGGUAUCUCUUGAUCAUGUUUCGCGAUGCACCUGUUGAGGUUUGGGCAAUGACAAAGACUCCACUUCUGCUACGGUCACUAGCUCUUCCAUUCACAGUAAUAGAUUGGACUCUUCCAACAGUUCCACGACCUGGUCAGACCGCACAAUCUAGACAUUUACCAGUAGUAUCAGAAGAUAGUGCAACUGUGGCACAAAUGGGGGCAACUUCUCCAAGAACAUCAACGGAUUCAUUAGAAGGGUCUCAAGAUGAAUCUGCAGAAAGUUUCGCAUUUGCUUUAGUGAACGGUGCCCUGGGAGUUUUUGAGGUCCAUGGUCGAAGGAUCCGAGACUUCAGACCAAAAUGGCCUUCUUCUUCUUUUGUUUCAACCGAUGGACUCGUUACAGCUUUGUGCUAUCGGCUGCCUCAUGUAGUUACAGGGGAUAAAUUAGGAAACGUACGUUGGUGGGAUGUUACAACUGGGCAAUCUUCCUCAUUCAACACUCAAAGGGAAGGGAUUAAAAGAAUCAAGUUCUCACCUGUUGCUCCUGGAGACCGUAGCCGUGGGCGGAUAGCUGUGCUAUAUUUUGACAAUACAUUUGCCGUGUUUGAUCUUGAUUCACAAGAUCCCUUGGCUAGUUCCCUUCUACAACCUCAAUUCCCCGGAAUCCUUGUCUUGGAGCUUGAAUGGUUGCCUCUGAGAACUGAUAGAAAUGAUCCAUUGGUAUUAUGCAUUGCAGGAGCUGAUGGUACUUUUCGGCUUACUGAGGUUAAUAUAAGUGAUAAAAAAGGUGGGUAUGUACCUCAUCCAAGAUUUGUGAAAGAGAGAUUCCGGCCAGUGCCUUUAUGUUCACCAGUAUUACUCCCUACUCCACAUGCCCUGGCAUUGCGGAUGAUAUUGCAACUGGGGGUCAAGCGCUCAUGGUUCGACGCUGCCACUAAUGUGGAUCAGGGGAACUCCAAACUUACAACAACCACAACAACAGACGAUCUUCGUAGUUAUUUGAUUGAUUUACCACCUGUUGUAGGUGAUUCCGUUGUGCCAGAGUUGCUCCUCAAGGUAUUGGAGCCUUAUAGAAAGGAAGGCGGCAUACUUGACGAUGAGAGGGUGAACAUAUACACUACUCUUGUUGAUAAGGGCUCCAUUAUGAGAUUUGCAUUUGCAGCUGUAAUAUUUGGGGAAUAUCCAGAAGCACUUUUCUGGUUACUUUUACCCCGCGCUCUCAAACACUGGAUAACCAAAAUUGUUAGCAAGUCUCAUCAGAAAGCUCAAGUAUCAGCCCCAACGUCGGAUGUUAAUAAUGCAUCUAUGCUAGUUAUGUUAGCUUCAAAGGAAAAGGCAGCAUCUGAAAAUAAAAAUGUUGCAUCAUUCAAGAUGAACUUUGGCCAACUUAAGCAAAUGGCUUUCGAGCAUGGAGAAUUGUGGGAAAUGGCUAAUGAACGUAUUACUUGGCAUGAGAAGUUGGAGGGUGAACAAGCUGUUCAAAAACAGAUCCACGAGCUAGUGGCUCUUGGAAACUUAGAAGCUGCUGUUACUCUGAUGCUUUCCACUCCUCCUGAGAGCUCCUACUUCCCGUCUAAUGCAUUGCGCGCUGUUGCUCUUUCAUCCGCUGUGUCCAAGUCACUCUUUGAGCUCUCUGUGAAUGUGGUUGCAGCAAAUAUGGUCAGGACAGACAGGUCAUUUUCAGGCACACAUCUGCUUUCUGCUGUUGGGAGGUAUCAAGAAGCUUGUUCCCAGCUUCAAGACGCUGGAUGCUGGACAGAUGCUUCGACUCUAGCUGCAACACAUUUGAAAGGCUCGGCUUAUGCCAGGGUGUUGCAAAGGUGGGCUGAUCACGUCUGGCACGUUGAACAUAACAUAUGGAGGGCUAUGAUACUAUAUGUGGCAGCGGGUGCAUUCCCAGAGGCGUUGGUGGCACUUCGUGAGGCACAACAACCAGAAGCAGCUGCCAUGUUCAUAGUUGCUUGCCAUGAAAUCCAAAAGGCAUUCACAUCCGAUUCUGAAUCCCACGACGAAUCAGGUCCAGCUGCCAAGGAACCUGUUCCUCCCUUGCCGGGGUUGAACUCAGAUAAUGAAGAUGUCAUUGCUGUGGGAGAAUAUUAUGGUGAGUACCAAAGAAAACUAGUGCACCUAUGCAUGGAUUCACCGCCACUUGCUGACUGAACAACCUAAGAUGAGGCCAACAAUGAUUA